Anneissia japonica is the source of this 356-nucleotide messenger RNA. RefSeq lists its product as uncharacterized. The record is from RefSeq and is a predicted model, not a curated record. The annotation marks the transcript as partial. NCBI's taxonomy places the organism in Eukaryota, Metazoa, Echinodermata, Crinoidea, Comatulida, Comatulidae. The transcript has 2 exons.
CGAUGGGCAUGGGCCUACCGUAAGGAAGACGGAUUACUGGCACACACUAACAAUGGCUUAGAACGUCAAAAUAGGGUGUUCAAACACAAGUUCCUGACAGACAGAUCAUCAUAUUCUGUUUCUGGCAUGAUAUCUGCUCUUAUCACUGAAUAUCUAACAAGCAGAAAGAAACAGUACAUCAUGGCCAAUGUAAAAGCAGAUGCUGGUUUUGGGAGGUCCUAUAAAGAGGUGGUCCCAGAGUAUCUCUGGAACAGACCACCAUAUUUCAUAGACCACUGCUUGAAAAGAAUGCAAUCGGCUCAAGCCUUAUCAGCAAAUGAUGUUAAAAGAACAGGGCCACAUACAUUUCAGGUAGA